UAGUGUAGUGAGGUAGAGCAAGACGCAGGCGCCGGAGGAUCAGCUGGGGGAGAAAACAUUGCGUCGUGCACCACUGUCAAGGCCCAGGUGUUGGAGUGUUAGUUAUUACUCGUUAAUAUGGGUGGGAGCACGUCCAAGUUGAAACGCUGGAUGAGUAAUGGGACUGAGGAUCCAGAGCAGUGUGAGAGAGCUGUUAAAAAAUUGGCUUCACCCUUUGUCUAUACUCGAAGAGGAUCAAUGUACUUUGAUGAGGAUGGAGAUGUGGCACAUGAAUUUUAUGAAGAAGUUCCACCUCUGAAACGUGGUGUGAAGGCAACGAUGAAAAGAAUACUGAUAAACUUGACACCCCAGGGUGAAGUACGGCUACCAUUCCCUUGUCUUCAUGUAGAUUUCCCAAUCAUCCUCUAUCAAGACAGCUGAGAUGAACAGGGGGAGACGAGCCCCUGAAAUAUUUUUUUGUGACAGAUAUAGUGUAUCCAAGUCAAACAGAUGCCAUGAGUUAGUGCAGACUGUGAGAUUCACUAAAGACAAUACUUGUACCUACUCAUUUAAUGGACUAUUGAGAGGAGAUGCUCUCUUGUGAACAUGAUAGUUGACUACAGGGUGUGUUGUGUAAUCCCUCCACUCUUCCUGGUUGCAGCCCAGAUUGGGAGUGAGUAGAAGGGUGUUGCAGCUAUGAAUUGAUGCCAGAAAGUUACCCACUCAGUGCCCCUUUCAAUAAUGGUUGUGAUAAUCUUACUGUAAACCACUAUCAUAGUAUUUCUGUUCCUUCAUCAUAGUGUGUGAGUGACUCCAUGAUGUAUCCUGCCCUGUGACCCAGAUCAAAUAUAUUUUCCCACAGACCGACUCUGUUCUCUGCUUGGUUUAACAUCUAUGGUGUUUUGAUCAUAGUUAAACUGCAUUAUUGGAAUAAUUGCCUUGAUGUAAGUAUGAGAAGGAGAUUCAAACCGGAAGUGAAGUUUGGACAACAGUAGUAAUGAUACAUUCUGUCAGAGAGUGUGACCCAAGUCAUUAAAACAUUGCUUCACACAAUAAACCGAGUUUUUUGUCAUCGGGAAUAUUUUUACCCAAAGAUUGAUUUGCUCAAGUGAGGGAAUUGUUAUUUAGUGUUUCAGUAGGAAACAACUGAAGGAGAUUAAAACCCAUGUGACCAGUUUUAUUAUGCUUUGUUUUUUACAUUAUUGUAUGAGAUGAACUUUGCCUUAUAAUUUUGAUAAUGGUGAAAAAAAUUUUUUAAUUAACACAAUAGUUUGUGCCAAGUUUUGCUAUUAGUGGAGAGACUGAGCAGGAACCAGAGAAUGAGCCGCGAUCAUGAACCUAAGACAGCUGAUGGACCUUCCUGUGUCAUCUAGAGAGCUCGUGUGUCAUUUAGUACAGUAAUUAUUUAUAGAUCAUCUUUGUAGAGGCUAUGAUGCUCCCUUACUCUCUCCUCUCAGAUAUAAAGGCCAUGUUAUACUGUAAAGAAAAACCUUUUUUGUAUGUCUGCUGUACUCUUUGGUGUCAAGAUUUGUACUUGAGGCUUCUUUAGUGGUUAUGAUAGUAUUGUAUGUAUGUAUGUGUGUUACUUCAGUGAAAAUUAAAGGUGUUGAUCUAAGAUGGAAAGGCAUAUAUGGUAGCUUUUCUUAUUACUAUAUCAUCAUAAAAGUCUUAAUUACUAUAUAAAUAUAUAUACUGUAUAUAUACAGCAUAUAAAUAUAUUAAAGAUGAAACUUGUAAUUACCUGAGUGUGUAAUGCUUAUAUUGUGUGCUAUUAAAAUAGUUUUUCAAGUCAUUUAUGUCUAAUCACUUAGACAAAAAACUAUUAACUUAUAUAAUUAGUAUUAUGUAUAAAAAUACAGUGUAUACAGUAAAUUCUGUAUUAUUCUUGAUUUAGUAUUUGUAGAGCAAUUAUUUAUGGUGUAGAAAAAGUUAGGACCAUUAUUUUUAACAUUUGGGGAUACAGUGUGGUAUUCCUGGUUAUCCGGGGUCAGUCAAAUACCGUACAGUACCAGAGGUGCUGCCCUCACGACCUCAACACACUCCACUAACUCACUAAGUGGCCAGACACCACCACCCAGGGCUGAGUACAUACACAGUCAACACUACCUCACCUCACACCCACCCAACACUCCUCAGCCCAUAUGGCUACAUUUUACACUGUGUUUUAUGAUGUAAUGUUUUGUGUGACUGAUGCUACAUCUGUUAAUGCACAUGGCACACCACCCACAUAUCUUGUUUCCCUCGGGCAGCUGGCAGCCCAACCUGCAGUAACUCCACUGACCCCUUCAUUGUGACUGGGUUACCUCCCCUUACAGUGGUUUAUCAUGUGCAUCUGUGAUAGUGCAGUGUUUGUAAUACCUGUAUGUUGUUUAUUAUUUUAUUAUACAGUUUAUGCUACAUGAGGGCUGUAAUAUGGUACAGUAUAUAGUGGGUGAACUUGAACUGACUUUUCACUUCAGUACUUAUGUAUUCACACGGUUGUAUUAUUUUCUUCACACAAACCCCCAAGGGAUGCAACCUCGCAUUGAAAUGGGAAUCUUCUGUAUUACUAUUUUACUCUAUUAUAAAUGUGUUUUAGUGAAUGUUUCUCAGUAACUGGGCAGCUCGGUAUCUCAACUAUUUUCCCCAUAAAUUACAGUAGAAGUCGAAAAAUCCGGACUGCUUGGGGAUUGGGUCGGUCCGGAUUUUCGGAUUUUCCGGAUUCUCAGGCAGUACUUUUAAAAUUCAAAUUUAAGGAGGAAUAAAGAAGAGAUGAACAGGUACAUUUUAUUAGUUUAUUCUUUAGCAGAUAUAGCAUGCUUCAUUUAUCAAAACGAGCAGUUUCAUAGAAAAAGCUGUGAAUUCUAGAAUUUUAUUCUUUGCCUUUUUUAUAUCAUAAAUUGUAGACUUUCCA
Homarus americanus (American lobster) is the source of this 2872-nucleotide messenger RNA. Its product is annotated as tumor suppressor candidate 2-like. The record is from RefSeq and is a predicted model, not a curated record. The transcript has 3 exons. Gene Ontology annotation, cellular component: mitochondrion. Gene Ontology annotation, biological process: regulation of mitochondrial membrane potential. Lineage: Eukaryota; Metazoa; Arthropoda; Malacostraca; Decapoda; Nephropidae. Bases 118 to 420 code for a protein of 100 amino acids.